UGGGCCAGGGAGGCCUGGGAAGGGGCGAAGAAGGAACCUGAGCAGGAAGAGCGGCUGCGAGGCGGCGGCGCAGAGGCAGUGGCUGAGUUGGUCGCGGCGACGGCGACGGGGACGGCGAGGGCUCUCGACCUUCGAGAGCAGGAUGCAGGUCCGCGUCGGGCUGUCGUUGCUGCUCUGCGCGGUGCUCCUGGGCUCGGCAGCUGCGACCUCGGAUGACAAAACUAACCAGGAUGAAUCUUUAGAUUCCAAGAGUUCUCUGCCCACAGAUGAGUCAGUGAAGGACCACACCACCACAGGCAAAGUAGUUGCUGGCCAGAUAUUUGUUGAUUCUGAGGAAUCAGAAGUGGAAUCCCUUCUUCAGGAUGAGGAAGAUAGCUCCAAGGCCCAGGAGGAAGUCGGUGUCACGGAAGAGAUCAGCUUUGUAGACUCUUCAAAUCCAAGCGGCAAGACCUAUGAAGACCUAAAGAGAGUGCGGAAGCCAGUCUUGACUGCCAUUGAAGGUACGGCGCACGGGGAGCCCUGCCACUUCCCUUUCCUUUUCCUGGAUAAGGAAUAUGAUGAGUGCACGUCAGACGGGAGGGAAGAUGGCAGACUGUGGUGUGCCACAACCUAUGACUACAAGACAGAUGAGAAGUGGGGCUUCUGCGAAACUGAAGAAGAUGCUGCCAAAAGACGGCAGAUGCAGGAAGCAGAAAUGAUCUAUCAGACCGGGAUGAAGAUACUGAAUGGAAGCAACAGGAAGAGCCAGAAGAGAGAAGCAUAUCGGUACCUUCAAAAGGCAGCAGGCAUGAAUCACACCAAAGCCCUGGAGAGAGUGUCCUACGCUCUUUUGUUUGGUGAUUACCUCACACAGAAUAUGCAGGCAGCUAAAGAGAUGUUUGAGAAACUGACUGAGGAAGGUUCUCCCAAAGGACAGACUGGUCUUGGCUUUCUCUACGCUUCUGGACUUGGCGUUAAUUCAAGUCAGGCAAAGGCUCUUGUGUAUUAUACUUUUGGAGCUCUUGGAGGCAACCUGAUAGCCCAUAUGAUUCUGGGUUACCGCUACUGGGCUGGCAUCGGAGUCCUCCAGAGUUGUGAAUCAGCGCUGACCCAUUAUCGGCUUGUUGCCAAUCAUGUUGCUAGUGAUAUCUCCCUAACUGGAGGCUCUGUAGUCCAGAGAAUACGGCUGCCUGAUGAAGUGGAAAACCCAGGGAUGAACACUGGGAUGCUGGAAGAAGAUUUGAUUCAGUAUUACCAGUUCCUAGCUGAGAAGGGUGAUGUCCAAGCACAGGUUGGUCUGGGACAGUUGCAUCUGCAUGGAGGGCGUGGAGUAGAGCAGAAUCACCAGAGAGCGUUUGACUACUUCAACUUAGCAGCAAAUGCUGGCAAUUCACAUGCUAUGGCCUUCCUGGGAAAGAUGUAUUCCGAAGGAAGUGACAUUGUACCUCAGAGUAAUGAGACGGCACUGCACUACUUUAAGAAAGCUGCUGACAUGGGCAACCCAGUGGGACAGAGCGGGCUUGGAAUGGCCUAUCUCUAUGGAAGAGGAGUUCAAGUUAAUUAUGACCUGGCACUCAAGUAUUUCCAGAAAGCUGCUGAGCAAGGCUGGGUGGAUGGGCAGCUGCAGCUCGGCUCUAUGUACUACAAUGGCAUUGGAGUCAAGAGAGAUUACAAGCAGGCCUUGAAGUAUUUUAAUUUAGCUUCUCAAGGAGGCCAUAUCUUGGCUUUCUAUAACCUAGCGCAGAUGCACGCCAGCGGCACAGGGGUGAUGCGGUCCUGCCACACCGCCGUGGAGUUGUUUAAGAAUGUGUGUGAGCGCGGCCGCUGGUCAGAGAGGCUGAUGACUGCCUACAACAGCUAUAAGGACGAGGACUACAAUGCUGCAGUGGUCCAGUACCUCCUGCUGGCUGAGCAGGGCUACGAGGUGGCACAGAGCAACGCAGCCUUCAUCCUUGACCAGAGAGAAGCAACCAUUGUAGGUGAGAAUGAGACCUACCCCAGAGCUUUGCUGCAUUGGAAUAGGGCCGCCUCCCAAGGUUAUACUGUGGCUAGAAUUAAACUUGGAGACUACCAUUUCUAUGGCUUUGGCACUGACGUGGAUUACGAGACUGCAUUUAUUCAUUACCGCCUGGCUUCUGAGCAGCAACACAGUGCCCAAGCUAUGUUUAACCUGGGGUACAUGCAUGAGAAGGGCCUAGGCAUUAAACAGGAUAUUCACCUUGCAAAACGCUUUUAUGACAUGGCAGCCGAAGCUAGCCCAGAUGCACAAGUACCCGUGUUCCUCGCACUCUGCAAACUAGGUGUCGUCUACUUCUUACAAUACAUACGGGAAGCAAGCAUUCGAGAUCUGUUCACGCAACUGGAUAUGGACCAGCUUUUGGGACCCGAGUGGGACCUUUACCUCAUGACCAUCAUUGCACUGCUGUUGGGUACAGUCAUAGCUUACAGGCAGCGACAGCACCAGGACAUACCAGUUCCCAGGCCUCCAGGGCCACGGCCGGCUCCUCCCCAGCAAGAAGGACCACCAGAGCAGCAGCCACCACAGUAGCAGCCGCGCACUCACCUGGGCCCCGUGACCACUAGGGAGCUGCUUGCUGAGAACACUUGUAUUUGAUGUAGGGCUCUGGACGGUGGCCACCACCUGGAAGAGGCAUGAAGAAGUGUUGGAUCCCAGAAGCUGCUUAGAACCUGCUGCCUUCCUUUUCAGGGAUGAGUAGCUCUCGCCAGAGCUACAGUGAAUGUUUGUUUCAGUGCCAUAAGGAAUGACAACUCUCAGUGGCUUUCCUCUUUUCCUUCUUUUUCUUUGUUCCUUCUGCAAACACACACAAGACACUCGUCAUGUCUACUGUACCCACUGUCUUUCCUGAGAGACCUUUUGUCAUCCUGUCGAUGUGCAUAAUUUCUUACAUGUCUUCUAAGGUCCUGAGCAUUGACAACCUGGGAAAACCCAGUUAGUUGCAAGUUUAACCCUAAAAACAUUGCUUAAGUCUGGAGAAUAGAACUUGCCUUUAAGUCAAAAGCAAAACAAGCCAAGCAGGACGUCUUCAGGGUGUUUGGGAAAUGCAGUAACUGGGAAAUUUUACCAGUCUACAUGCAAGUUCAUGUGGUUGGCACUCAUAUUAAAAGGGAUUAUUGAGUGGAUUCCUGUACUGUUACUGUGACCCUUAAUAGCAAACUUCUUUUCCUCGAAGACUGAAAGGCUUUGCUAAAGAAUUCUUUGUGACCAUCACUUCCUUGCAGUGGAGUAGAAGUAAAACUCAGUGAACUGACUCUUUCUCUCAUGUAGGACUUUGCCCCAACUGCUCGUGUGAUUUGUGUGUUGGUUUGAGUGUACAGAGCCCUAGUCCAGACGCCAGAGGAUGAACUAAGUGGAGAAAUCAGAAACCAGCCUUAACCGACUUGAGGUGGGAUCUGAGACACACCCUCCCGCAGGUUGAUGUGUUUCUUCCUGGGCUUCAUUUUACUUUGCAUUUCUUAUGGCACAGAGAACAGACAACCCUCUGAAAAUCUUCAAAUAUGAAAUACUAUUGUCAAGAUAUGGCAGGUAGUGACUUCCUUUGUAAUACUAAAACUCAGAUAAUUGAAGAUGGCUUAGACCCAAUGCAUGGCAUAAACAAAGGCCUGGGUGCACUGUUGUUAUGCCGUGGUAGCUGUUUAUGUUUGACGGUUCCAUGUGGCUGUAGAAAGUCAGCCACUGCAGAGCUGUCAUGUUAUCACCCUUCUGUUGUAAACCUUAGGAGAGUAAAGCUGUUCCACUCAGCAGUGCCUGCUUCAAUAAGAUGCAAAAACAACAGAAACUGAGAGCUUUGCAUAAUCACCCUAUGAAAGAACUAAAGCCCAAGCUGAAUCUGUGGUUUGUGUAAUCAUCACAGGGGAGCAUUGAGCAGCCAGCACCUCACGAGCUCAUGCCCUGUUCAUUGUCACCGUUAAUCUCUGUCUGCAAUGAAACUUGAGUUGAUCACUUGUGGAGUUUGGAAAGCAUUGAGUUUGAGGGUUGGGAUUGUAAUCAGAAUUCAAUUUAGUUCAUCUAUACUGAAAAUGAAGGCUCUCAAUGUGAAGUUGUGUACGUUUGUGCAUGCUUACAGUAUUAGGGGAAACCCAGUAAGCAAAUUUUCCUUGAAGAUAUUUGCCUCCAAUUUGAAGACGUGACCACAGAGAGGCAGAUCUUUGAGAGGCAGCCAGCAUUCCUCUCAAGCAUGUAACGUUGCUUUGGGCAGCACUUGUAAAUAGUAAGGCGUAUUUGGUGUCUUGUGCUUAAAGACUAGAUUGUGGGUGGUGCAGCACGCAGGGUCUUUCACCGCUGCCUCUUCUCCCAGCCCCAACCUCGGCCCAGUAAGUGAAAUCUAUGGUCCCAGCGCUGUUCCUUUAGAAAGCAGGUUUUACAUUAUUUACAGGGUCUGGGCACAGUGGUGUGUACCUGUAGCCCCCUGUCACUGGGGGCGGAGGAAGAUCACAUUAGGCUAGGAGUUGAAGACCAGCUUUGAAACACAAUAAGACCCAGCCUCUAAAUAUAAGUAAAUAAAAAGAUGGGAAACUAAGAUGCCAGUGGCUCCGAUGGCUUUCCUGUACCAUCCACCUCAAGCCUCCUGGACAGCAGCAUUUUUGCAUCCAUCUUUUCUUCGCACAGAGAGUACUUGGAGAAAAUAUUUCUUAAAAUAGCAUACACUACCUAAGGCUGGACGGGACAGUCUAGGUUUGUUCUUCAUGUGGCAGACUUGCCCCUUGCUGUCCUUUUUACUGUCACUACUGUAGAUGCCCUUCCCUUGGCUUGUUACCUUCUGUUCCCAGCCUGGGUUGUCUGCUACCAGAAACCUGGAGAGCGUGUCCAAAAUAAUUCAGUUCUUACCACUUCUUUCAUAGAUGGUCUCAAACUGCUUUGCUCCUGUUCUCUGUUCAUGGGACAUAGUACCUAAGCAAAUAGGAAUUGGGUUCGGUGUUUCUCUUAAAAAUAAUGAACAGUACUUACUAAUGGCAUCCAUUUGAAUAAAGUGGCAAUAAAGCUAGUUAAUGUCAGUGACAUUACGCCAACUCCAGGGUUUGGGAGUUUUAGCAUUAGGAUUUUAGGUUUCCCAGAUAGAGCAUGGCUUCCUUCCUCUCCGUUCAUCCCUGCUGCCUUCUGUGGUCUGUCUUGCAGCCUACAAAGGCUCUCUGUUCAGCCUCUGUUCUCCUGUGUACCUGCCCCACUGGGCAACCAGCUGUUUCAGAGUCGAAAGACUGCAAGUCUUACUUCUGUGGUAGUGUACAAAGGUGGAGUUUUGUUUUUGAAGUUUUUGUUUCUGAUUUCUGGGUUUUCUUAGUUACUAGCCAAUAAUACAGAAAAAGGUCGAACAGGGGCUUUUCAUUUUUUUUUUCAAAUUCAUGAAUAGCUAAACUAGAUUAAUGUAAAAGUACAAGUCCUAAAUCUUGAUGUUCCUGAAGGUUUGUAAUUCUUCUGAAAAUAUCUAUAGAUUAAUUUCUGAACAUUUGUAUCACUCACCAUCUCGACCAUGGAGAAGCAUUGGAAACCUCCAGGGAUCUGGUGAGGAGCCACUGGCUGGGGGUUCGAUACACAGAAUUUGAUUUGGUUUGGCUGGUUGGUUGGGUUCUCUGUCUUUCUCUCUUUUGCUCCUCGUGUUUGCUCUCUAGUGCUUGGGAGCAGGCAUGUAGACCUCCAAAUGCAGACCUCAACUCACGUGUGUGGCAUUUGUACCAGGGUCUAAUCACAUCUGCGAAACUUUCCUCUCCAGGGGUUUGCACUAACACCUCACAUGGAUAUUUCAAAACAAGAUGCUUCUAGUGAUCCCCCCCCCCGCCACCCCCGCCGCCACCCCGUGCCAAGAAGAGCAGGCUUAUAUUUACUUCAGGAACAGCUGGUAUUUGAAAAUGAUUCUAAAGUAUGUUAUACUAUAUUUUGGCCCUGGGAUAAUGCAAGAAAUAACCAGAGCAAAAAAAAAAAAAAAAAAAAAAAACCUUAUGCAAAAAAAUAUUUUCAUCAGUUAUUGCUCAAAUAAGAGAGAAACUAUUUCUGGAUGCUAUAUAGUCAGGUUUUUAAAUGGGUAGUGUUCUUUGAAAAAGGAAGCUAAGUGUGUCUUCACCCACUAAGGAUUUCAAGAAAAUUUGAAAUAAUCCCAUAUACCAAUGAUUUAUAUCUUAAAGAAACUGUUUACACAUUAAAAAGCCGAUUUUGUAUGCAUAUGAAGGGUCCUGUGGUUAUGUGCAGGGAGCCAUUCAGAUGUUCUUUCUUUACUAUUUAUUGAUGAACGAUCUGACACUAUUUCUCUUUUAUUUAAAAACAAUGUUGAUAUGAUCAAAGUAUGACCACUAUAAAUGUUGAGGGUCGUGUUUAUAAAGAGCAUAAACUGACGUCGUGAAGGAACAUCAUACUAGACUUUUUGUAAAUUUAUUUUAUAUUUAAUGGAAUGCAGUAUAACGGCUGGUGAAGUGUAUUAUAAUUGUGUAAACAAAUCCUGUUAAUAGAGAGAUGUACAGAUUCAUUUUGUACUGUAUCUUGAAACUUGUGAAAUAAAGAUCCCAUCUCUGGUUAUCUGUC
Molecule: messenger RNA, 6508 nt
Organism: Arvicanthis niloticus (Nile rat)
Lineage: Eukaryota; Metazoa; Chordata; Mammalia; Rodentia; Muridae
Source: RefSeq, a predicted model, not a curated record